UUCUCCUUCUUUCCAUACAAGAAACCCUUCCUCCUUCCCUCCGCCAAGCCCCAGCCAAACUGCCCGUGCGUACAGAGAAGAGUGAAACUGCGAGCCGCGAACGAUGAACGUAGCUCCGAAGCUCAUAUUCCUUUUUAAUGACGCCGAUGGCUUCGGCGUCUCGAUCUUACGCGCCCUUCAGCCAAGCCCUAAUUCAUCUCUUCGAAGACUAGAGGAAUCGUUUGAGCUGCCUCUGGAGCGGUACGGUAUCAGAGAUCGCAAAGCGUCCGGCGAUAUCGUCCACUUCGUCGACCACGAUGGCCAUUGUCAGGUUACUGUGUUACUCUUGCAAAAUUAUGAGCCUCCAAUUUUGGUAUGUGCCGUUAGUGAAGUUCUGGCAUCAAUAAAAGGAGAAAGUUCGUCUUUCAUUCCCACAAUUAUCUUGCCAUGUUUUAUAGCGGCGUCUAAGCUCAAGGUGGAAAAGAAAUAUACUGUGACAAGUGACAAAGUUGCACUUUAUAGUGCGCAAAUAGGUCCAGAAACAGAUAUAACUCAGGCCAUGGUUGCGAAAACUCAGAAGCCACCGUCAUCACUUCAAAUUCAUCAUGAACCUUUGGCAUGCUUUCUUCAGUUGAUCCGGGUCAUGAAACUGCCAACAUGUGUUCUCAUUGGACAGAGUGGCAAUAGCCAAUCCCAAAAGAAUUCAGAAGAAGAACUUGAGGUAAUCUAUGAGAUGGCAGAGCUUUUGGCAAGCAUCUCUUCCUUGUGCUUUUUAAGAGAGAGAAUAACAUGGAAACCAAGUAAGACAUCCAAGGAUAACAAGGAACCAUGGCGUGCACUGUAUGGUUGAGUCCAAGGCGUUUGGGAGUAUGCUUGUCUGAUCAAAUUGGUUGACACAUUGGUAAAAUUCCUUUUGAGUCCUCGUCAUGUUGUUCACACUUUUAACAGUUUUGUAGAAAGGGACCAUGCUUAAGUGGCAAUCAACUGACUGAAAUUGAUUAUUGUUCCUUAAUACAACAGAAAAAUGAACUACUUGACAAUUUUCUUUUUCUUUUCAGAGUCUCUCACAAGAUGCUCUCUGCCGGGAAUUGCAGUCCUUAUUUGAAGUUUUUCCUAUUUAAAUUGUCUGUACCUUUUUUGUGGAUAUUGCUGACAAUAUAUUCUAAUUGGAAAUGCUGUUU
Messenger RNA from Diospyros lotus (date-plum), 1160 nucleotides. RefSeq lists its product as uncharacterized. The coding region runs from base 104 to 829 and encodes 241 amino acids. The transcript has 4 exons. The record is from RefSeq and is a predicted model, not a curated record. Lineage: Eukaryota; Viridiplantae; Streptophyta; Magnoliopsida; Ericales; Ebenaceae.